CUCUGCACUCUUCUCCGGUUCUUGACAUUCUUGGACUCAAAUUCAAGACGCAAGUCUGCUUCUCUCCCAUAAAAUCCCGUCAAUAUCUCUACGAAUCCAAAUCCACAAGACUCGUAACUUUUUUCUACCAGACAAGGUAAACAGUUUUCGUGAUCUUCAGAGAAAACGUCCAAAAUGAAAACACCUCUUUUCAUUUAUUUAAAGGGAAUUAAUACUAUCUCAUUUAAGACAUUCUGGGAUUUGAUUUACUGGGAUAUGAAUCCGGAAUUUUCUAUUACCAUAUUCAAGAAAGAAACUUCAACAUCCCCCAUUUAAUAUAUAUUUAAAAUUAUUAAAAUUAACCGUAUUUAUUUUAUAUUCUAAAACCCAUAAAUUAUUUACCCAUCUCAAUACUCAGAACUUGAUAUUACUUUUACAGUCUCAUUUUGUUAUGCUAUUUAUUACAAUUUCACCAUUAAAGUUCUGGACAGAAUGAGAACUGAGAAAGUAACUACUUAAAUGUCAUUAAAUUUUCUCUCUUUUUCCUCUGGACGUGUGAACUUAAUGGAUGUUUCAACCAAUGAAGCAAAACUAUUGUCAACACGUUUAGCAUUGGUUUCUUUGAGUACUUUUCAAUCGAGGGUUUUCUAGGGUCUGGGCGUGCGGGAUUCGAACAAAGACCCGCUUGAUUCCCGGACAAUCAUGGACGACUCGACGGGUGGGCUCGCCAACGGCUCCGGCACGAACUUCGCGUUCGCCUUUAACGACAGCAAAUUCUCCGAUCGCGUCCUGAGGAUUGAGAUUAUUCGCGAUUCUUCUGUGUCCACAUGGGAGGAUAUUAUGAAAGAGACUGAUGAUGAAGCUGCACCUGGUAAGGAUUCAUUGUGGAGCAUGGACCGUGCAACAGUUCUUAGAGUCAAAACCUUACACAUAAGCUCUCCAAUUUUAGCAGCAAAGAGUCCAUUUUUUUAUAAGUUUCUUUCAAAUGAUGUUAGAGAGUCAGAGCAGCAACAUGUAACUCUACAGAUUCAUGCAUCUGAGGAAGCAGCCCUCAUGGACCUUCUUAAUUUCAUGUACAGCAAUACUUUGUCAACAACAACAGCUCCUGCACUGUUGGAUGUGCUGAUGGCUGCUAACAAAUUUGAGGUUGAAUCAUGCUUGAGAUAUUGUAGCCGGUUAUUAAUGAACCUGCCAAUGACUUGCGAGUCUGCAUUGCUUUAUUUAGAUCUACCUUCUAGUGUUUCAAUGGCUGAUGGAGUUCAGCCAUUGACUAAUGCAGCAAAACAGUUUCUUGUUGUACGCUACAAAGACAUAACCAAGUUUCGUGAUGAGGUGCUAAACUUGCCCCUGGCUGGUAUUGAGGCAGUAUUGUCCAGUGAUGAUCUCCAAGUACCUUCAGAGGAUGCUGUAUAUGAAUUUGUGCUGCAAUGGGCUCGAACUCAUUACCCAAAACUUGAGAACCGAAGAGAGAUCCUUGGCUCACGGCUUCGUCACCUCAUUCGUUUUCCAUACAUGACCUCCCGAAAACUAAGGAAGGUUUCUACUUGCAAUGACUUUGAUCCUGCCCUGUUGACAAAACUUGUGCUUGAGGCUCUCUUUUUCAAGGCUGAGGCACCGCACCAGCAGCGCUCCCGUGCUGCAGAGGCCAGUGCCACCUGUCGGCAAUAUGUGGAGCGGGCAUACAAAUAUCGCCCAAUCAAGGUGGUCGAAUUUCAACUGCCCCGUCAGCAAUGUAUUGUUUACCUGGACCUGAAGCGGGAGGAGUGUGAAUGUCUGUUUCCAGCUGGUGUUGCUUACUCACUGCCUUUUCAACUGGGUGGGCGAUGGUUUUUCUUGUCAGCCCACUGCAACUUGGACCAACGAGGCUUACACAGCUUUGGACUAUUUUUGGUGAUUCUAGAGAAGCGAUCAGUUAGUUUUACAGUUGAGUAUGAGUUUGCAGCGAGGUCCCAGCCAAAUAAGGAGUUUGUAAGCAAGCACAAGGGAAAUUGUAAUUUCGCAGGAGGGAAGGCCGUCGGGUAUCAAAAUCUGUUUGGAAUAACCUGGACGGCAUUCAUGGCUGAUGACAGCCUCUAUUUUAUCAAUGGUGUUGUCCAUCUAAGAGCUGAGCUUACCAUCAAGCAAUGAGCCCUCUGCCCUUUAAUUUUAGGUCUCAUUUUGGCUGUUAAUAGUUGCAUUAUCAGAAUAAUAAAUGUUCGUUCCUUCUCAAAUGUAAUGUUUUCUUUGGAAGUCUGAAACGAAUACGGCCAAAUAUACUCGCUGUAAAGAGACGUGGAUGGGCCUACUCAAAGUAAAUACUCAUAGGGUAGUUCACCUUAGAAAAGCAACUAUUUAUUUUUGUUUCUUAGGAUCCCCCCCAA
Messenger RNA from Carya illinoinensis, 2339 nucleotides. RefSeq names its product BTB/POZ domain-containing protein POB1-like. Lineage: Eukaryota; Viridiplantae; Streptophyta; Magnoliopsida; Fagales; Juglandaceae. Gene Ontology annotation, biological process: response to red light. The transcript is spliced from 5 exons. Gene Ontology annotation, molecular function: protein binding. Bases 682 to 2106 code for a protein of 474 amino acids. Gene Ontology annotation, cellular component: nucleus. The record is from RefSeq and is a predicted model, not a curated record.